Messenger RNA from Salvelinus fontinalis (brook trout), 3288 nucleotides. RefSeq names its product prolyl 3-hydroxylase 1-like. Gene Ontology annotation, biological process: collagen metabolic process. Bases 89 to 2752 code for a protein of 887 amino acids. The record is from RefSeq and is a predicted model, not a curated record. Gene Ontology annotation, molecular function: L-ascorbic acid binding; procollagen-proline 3-dioxygenase activity; iron ion binding. Gene Ontology annotation, cellular component: endoplasmic reticulum. Lineage: Eukaryota; Metazoa; Chordata; Actinopteri; Salmoniformes; Salmonidae. The transcript is spliced from 15 exons.
GACAGAAGUUUGCAGGCCCCGGCUAAACUUCCAGGUCACUUCUCUGCAGACGACUGCUCCUUUCCACGCAGAGGUCCCAUUUUCCAGAAUGCUGUGGCGUUUUGUAGUAGCGAUUUUAGGCGUUUGCCUCAUCCCAUAUUGCCUUUCGGACGUGCAGCUCAGUAGUAAUGUUAUUCUGGAACCUUAUGAUCUGCUGUUCGACACGGCGGUGGAAGCCUACUACAAGGGGGACUGGAUGACGGUCAUUCUGAACAUGGAGAGAGCGCUUCGGAACAAGGCUGCGAUCCGCAGGGUGAAGGCGCAUUGUCGGAUAACUUGUGCCAACCAGAGCGCUUUCGGGGAGCCUUUAUCUAGCAUGGUUGUGCCAGUACCAGGCGCUGGCUCCGUGGAAGAUCUUGGCUUUUUCCAGAAAAUUAUGAAAAGGGCUGAUUGUGUAAAUACCUGCGAAAGUGAGAAAAUUGGACCACCAACUAUCCAUAAAGUCACUGAAGAUGUGGACCUUGAGUUUAAGAAAAGAACACCCUACAAUUACCUGCAAGUCGCGUACUUCAAGAUCAACAAGCUGGAUAAAGCUGUGGCGGCGGCAAACACGUUUUUCCUGGCCAACCCAGACCACAUGGAGAUGAAGCAGAACCUGGACUAUUACAGGAUGAUGGCCGGAGUACAGCAGGAGGACUUCAAAGACCUGGAGUCCCGGCCGCACAUGACAGAGUUCCUUGCAGGGAAGCGGUAUUACAGCUCCGAUUCGUUCGGUCUGGCCAUCGACCACUUUGAGGCGGCAGUGGAGGAGUACUUCAGCGAGGACCAGGAGUGCCGGGCGCUCUGUGAAGGAGCUUACGUCUACGAUGGGUACAACUACAUGGAGUACAGUGCCGACUUGUUCCAGUCCAUGACAGACCACUACAUGCAGAUUCUGAACUGUAAGCAGAGAUGUUCUGUGGAGCUAGCCUCCACCGCGGGAAAGGACAAGCCAUUUGAGGAUUUCCUCCCUUCCCACUUCAACUACCUACAGUUCUCCUACUACAACAGUGAGAAGUAUGAGCAGGCCAUAGAGUGGGCUAAAACCUACCUGCUGUUCCAUCCAGAGGAGGAGGUGAUGAAUCAGAACCUGGCUUACUACUCCGCUGUGCUGGGGGAGGACAAGGCUGCAGCCAUAUCCGCUAGACUGGUGGUGAAACAGCAUAUUCAGCAGUCCCUGUUGGAAAAGGAGCUACUCUACUUUGCUUAUGAAGUGUUUGGAAUCACCUUUGUUGAUCCGGAUUCCUGGACCCCUGCAGACGUCAUGCCCCUCAAACUGAGAGAGAAGCAGAAGGCAGAAAGGGAGACUGCGGCGAGGAUCACUGAGGAGAUUGGGAAUCUGAUGAAGGAGAUUGAAACUCUGGUGGAGGAGAAGAACAAGGAGUCGACUGACAUUGCCAAGAUCGUACGAGAAGGUGGUCCUUUGUUGUUUGAUGACAUCAAGAUUACUAUGUCGUCAAAGCAGCUGAAUGGGUCUCAGAGGGUUCUACUGGAUGGUUUUAUCUCGAAUGACGAGUGCAGAGAGCUCACCCGCCUCUCUAAUGCGGCAGCGCUGAAAGGUGAUGGGUAUCAAGGCCGCCCCUCCCCCCACUCACCCAGCGAGAGCUUCCAAGGAGUCACUGUCCUCAAGGCUAUUAAGUUGGGACAGGAGGGCACUGUGCCCCUGAAGAGUGCCCGCCUGUUUUUUGACAUGAGUGAGAAGGUGCGUGGGGUCCUGGAGUCGUACUUCCGUCUGGACUCUCCUCUCUACUUCUCCUACUCCCACCUGGUCUGCCGCUCCGCCAUCGACGAGAAGCAGGAUGACCGUGACAACCUGAGUCACCCGGUUCAUGCAGACAACUGCCUGCUGGUCUCUGAGCUCAACGAGUGCAUUAAAGAACCACCUGCUUACACAAACAGGGACUAUAGCGCAAUCCUCUAUCUGAAUGAUGAUUUUGAAGGAGGAGAUUUCAUUUUCACUGAACUGGAUGCCAAAACGGUCACAGCAGAGGUGCGUCCUCAGUGUGGUCGUGUGGUUGGGUUCGGUGCUGGGAAUGAGAACCCUCACGGGGUAAGAGCGGUCACUAAGGGCCAGAGGUGUGCUGUGGCCCUGUGGUUCACCCUUGACCCCAAACAUGAGGAGAAGGAUCGGAUCCAAGCUCAAGAGAUGCUGAAGAUGUUCUCCUCUCCUACGGACACAGAGUUCACAAAGACAAAGACAGAGAGCUCACAACCACAGCUUACACCUCUUGACCAGUCUGCGCUUCUUGGUCAAGCUGCAACCCCAGUACAGGAGCAGGCAGGCAAACCAGAUGACAAACCAGCAGAGAAGAAGCCUAAGGAACCAGCAGAAACAGUUAGUGAAAACCCAUCUGAUAAACCAGAGGAUAAAAAGAAUGAGAAGCCGAUAGAGAAGCCCGCAGAAAUACUAAUUGCAAAAAAGGGUAACAAAGCCAAGGUGAAAGAGCUGGUUAAAACUAAAGCCAAAGCAGCGGAUGCAUCAAAGAACAAAAAAGCGACGACUAAAACAGCGGCUAAAGCAGGGGACAAAGCCAACGCUAAGACAGCAGACAAGGCUAAAGCAAAACCUGCAGCAAAAACAAACGUCAAACAGGCAGCAGACAAAACAUACAAAAAAGAGCAGAAGCCAGCGACAAAAAAGACAGAGAAAAUCCCUGUCAAAAAGGUUUCCAAGGACUCCAAUACUGACCUCAAGUCAUCCUCGGACUCACAGACAGACAAGGACGAGCUGUGAGACCAACAGCACCUGUGACUCUUAUUCUGUGGUGUCUUUUUUUUCUACUGUUUGAAUAUAUUUGUCAAGGUUUUGAGGUUGUUUGCUGUAUUGUUUUGGAUGUUGUUUGUCUGCCCAAUAAUGGUGGUAAGGAACAAGGAUAUGGUGUUGUAAUGUAAGCCAUACCGUAAUACCAAGGGACUGCAAACUCACUCUGAUGGCUGAUCUCAACCAACCAAUCAAUCAAAUCAAUCAAAUUAGAUUUCUAUAGGGCUAAAAUGUAACCACCUUUGAAUACCUAUCCCAGACUCAUGUGAACAGAUAAUAUAUAUAUAUAUAUAUAUAUAUAUAUAUAAUAUUACUUUUGUUUAUAAUUUUGGAUUCUCAGUCUGCUAUUUUGUACUGUUUUAAAAUGUACUGUUCUUUGCCUCAGGAAUUGGAAGAUGUAAUUUCCUCAAAAAACAAAAAACAGGAAAGAACAACAAUGAACAAAUGUGUCUGAAUAGAGACUGAUACCUGGAUUCAUGUGGAUACACUAAAUAAAAGUACAGUUCUUA